Messenger RNA from Eimeria mitis, 474 nucleotides. Its product is annotated as chloride channel, nucleotide-sensitive, 1A, putative. Lineage: Eukaryota; Apicomplexa; Conoidasida; Eucoccidiorida; Eimeriidae. The record is from RefSeq and is a predicted model, not a curated record. The transcript has 4 exons. The coding region runs from base 1 to 474 and encodes 157 amino acids. Gene Ontology annotation, biological process: mRNA cis splicing, via spliceosome. Gene Ontology annotation, cellular component: cytosol; spliceosomal complex.
AUGGCGCGCGCUCCCCACCGAACGGCAUCGGGGGACUUAGAACUGCAGGAUAAUGAAGCCAUCGGAUUUCGCGUUCCGCGCGCGUCGAUUGUGAUUGGCGGGAAAGAUGCAGAGGCUUGUGAUAGACCAUGUCUGUACUGCCAGAUCAAAGGGGAAGCUCUGCCAGACCUAUCCAAUGGGAAUCCUGUCGGUUUCUCGACGUCAGACUCUGUCGAGGCGCCUGAGGAGGCGGAAGAAAUUGCGGAUGACGACUUAAUGGUUGAGUUGAAAUUCAUCCCUGAUGACUCAAGCUGUCUGCAACGACUGUUCACCGUCAUGAGUGACAUGGCAGCGCUGCAUCCGGACCCCGACUCCGGCGCUUUAGAUGGGGACGAAGAUGAGCUAUUUGACGAAGCAGCUCUCCGUAGACAGGGCUGGGAAUUUGUCGAAAAUGACGGCAAUGACGCAGGUGGAAAUGGUGACAUGGAUGCCUGA